Amborella trichopoda is the source of this 1594-nucleotide messenger RNA. RefSeq names its product myosin heavy chain-like protein. Lineage: Eukaryota; Viridiplantae; Streptophyta; Magnoliopsida; Amborellales; Amborellaceae. The record is from RefSeq and is a predicted model, not a curated record.
UGACAGAGGGAGAGUGAUUGAUAGAGAGAGAUUUAGAUAGUUAGAGAGAGAGAGAAUGCAUACUUCAUAGGAUAUGGUUGGAGGUGGUGGGUCGGCUGGUUAGGCUGGUUCUCCUUCAUUCAAUCCAUAUUUAAAAUCUUCAUCCAAAACUCAUUCCCAUCUCUUCUAUUAAUUGUUCUUCUUCAAUUUGCUGCUGGUUUCUCUCUCUUUAUAUCUCUUCUUUCAAUAGUUUCUUGGGCUAUUGGAUUGUUGCUCUUGCUCUAUUGAUCUGCAAAAUAUAAAAUAAAAAAAUAAAAACAUUGAGGAUUUUAGGAGGACAAGGUUGAUCAUAGAUUGUUCAAUUUCGCCGUUUAAUAUGAGCAAGCUUCACGCGAAUUCGUCGCCAGAGCUUCUACCUUGUCCGAGGCCUGACCGAGAACGUGCGACUAUGGAAGGCAUGAUGAUAGCUGCAAAGCACCUUACCAAAUCGAUUGAGGAAAUAAAUGGCAAUGACACGGAUAAGCGAGAUCUCCUCGCUAACCUCACAACCCUCGUUGAAAAUUUCAAAUCCACCCUUACUGCAACCAGCCCCGACCGGCAGGGUCGCCCCCCGGCACACCACGAUCCUGCCUCCUCUGAGCUCCGUCGCUGCUUCACAGAUCCCCACGCCAAGCCUGAUGAGCCCACUGCAAGACCCCGUGGCCCCGUUCAUGAGGAGAUCCAACGCCUCCGUAAAGAGCUAUCUGCAAGCAUGGCAGCUCGAAAAAGCCUCGAAAGGAUGUUCUCGAGCUUAGGCAAAGAGAAAGAGAUCAUAUCAGCCGAACUCGCACGAAAAGUUCAAGAGAUUGGAGGUAUGGAGGAGCACCUUAAUGACUUAAAAGCGCAAAAUGAGAAACUCUUGGCGAAAGUUCAGACAUGCGCUAACGAGCACAAAGAGAGGAGGGGGAGGGGGGGUGGAUCUAACGAGAAGGUUGCCUCUCUGCAGGAUCGGAACCAAAAGCUCUCAGACCAACUGCUCAAGUCGCUGGAGAGUUACAGGACGUUGAAGAGAAGGGUCAAGGAGGUGCAAGAGGAGAAUGCAAGGCUUAGUUCUCAAAUAGCUAGCCAGGGAAUUGCAGUUUCCGGCAAGGAGGAAGUGAUUUGCAGCAAGGACACAGUUGGAAUCACGCAAAAAGACACAGGAAAGUCACCAGAAGACCUCUUUGUCGAUGACUUCAACUCUCAUAAGGGGAAGGGGUUGGUAAUGGAGAAGGGGUCCGGGGAGCUGUCGGCUGGUAAGCAGGCAAUUGUCACAUAGAUGGUCGUAAACUCACCAAUGUGGCUGAAAUUUUAGCCGGAGGUGAUGGUUUCGUCAGUGGCUGUGCCGGAAACUGGUCAGUGCGACAAGCUUUUGAUGAUUUUCAUAUGCUAUGUCUAACUCUAUGCAUGAUGGCUGGGUUUCUUUAUCAAAUGAUCCAGAUUUUGCGGAGCUAGAAUGGGCGGUAUACCGAUGAUUUCGAGAAAUCUGAACCGUUCAUUGUAAUGUGGCAAGAAUCCUUGGUAAUUACCAUUAAUAAAUUACGUCUAUUGUACCAUCCUCUAUUCUCUAUAAAUGAAACUCAAUUUUAUUCUCGCC